UCCUCCUUUUCUCCCUGCUUCUCCACCUCUUGCUCCUCUUGCUCCUCCACCUCCUUCUCCACUUCUUUCUCCUGCUCUCCUCUUCUACUCCACCUGCUUCACUCGCUCCUCCUCCUCCAUGCUAAAGUCUGCACAGUUUCCUCCACCAGCGAAGGAGCAGCAGCUCCACCGCAGGUUAUCAGUGAGCGUAUUAAUAAUUGAUCGGAGGUUUGAUCGACACGCAGCUUCACCUGCUGAACUUUGCAGGAAUGUGGAAACUAAAUAUUGACGGAAGCCGUCGACGUGUUUCUUUGUGUUCGACUCUGCAGGACUUCGUCACGGCGAGUGAAGCUCCACCGGUUCAUCCACCUUGUUUCUACGCUCAUUCUGGAACCGGUUCCUCCCGUUCUUACCGGACGGUAACGGGUUCGUAACGCCGGUGAUGGAGGACGAAUGUUAGUGAGGCUUCGCCGGUUUGCCAUGGUGAUAUACCGGGUUGUCGUCUAUCAGGAGUGUUUGUUCCUCUCCGGCGACGCCCACCGAACCGUCGUCCAACUGGUCGGCAGCAGAGGAGCCAGCGAGCGCGUCCCAUUGGCUGAGAGAUCUAUCUGUCGGGUUUUAAAGAACAUGUGUUGCUGCAGCAGAACCACAGAAGAAGAAGCAGAAUACGCGGUGUACUGUCCCAGCAGCCUCGGAGCUUUGCUAUUGGUCCGUUUGGAAGCCCCGCCCACCACAGCCAGCGUCUGGUUUUGUUCGAAGGUCUCCGUGACGACGCCAGAGGGCGGAGUCUCAGUGUUCCCCUGCUACCGAUUCGUCAGCUGCUCGACCUCGCUGGCGCUGAGGGAUUCGAUUGCAAAGUUUGUGUUCGACGACGUCCGACCAAUCGAACUGGAUCAGAGGAUAAACGAGCUGACGUACCGCCGGCAAGCAUAUCGGUGGAGUUGCUAUGACGAUGGUCUCCCGGAGACGAUGAAGGCUGACGACAUCACGUCACUUCCUGCUGAGGUUCGAUUCUCCGUAUCCAAGGCGACCGACAUGAUGCUGACCGUCGGCAAAGUACUGGUGGAGUUGGGUCUGCAGAGCUUCCUGUGCUCUGAGCAGCGUUGGUCCAGUUUUCAUCAGAUCCAUCAGCUCUGCAAGCAGACCAGGACCCCAACCUGCAGAUUGGUGGAGCGACUCUGGAGGGAGGACUGGUUCUUCGGACAUCAGUUCCUGAACGGAGCCAACCCGACUCUGAUUCGCCGCUGCACAGAAAUCCCGCCCAACAUGGCCGUUACCGAGGAGACGGUGAGGGCGUCGCUGGAGGGCGGAGCCAGCCUCAGUCAGGAAAUGGAGAGAGGAAACAUGUUUGUGGCGGAUUAUCGGCUGCUGGACGGUCUCACAGCGAACACUGUGAACAGGAAGCAGAACUACCUGACAGCUCCACUCGUCCUGCUGCACCUGAACUCCACCAACCAACUGCUGCCUGUCGCCAUCCAGCUGAAACAGUCUCCAGGUGAGACAAACCCGGUCUUCGUCCCUCAGGAUCUGGAAGCUGAUUGGCUGACGGCCAAAACCUUUGUGCGCUCUGCAGAUUUCGCCGAUCACGAGCUGCGUUCUCACUUCCUGCGCACACAUGUGAUGUCAGAGCUCUUCGCUAUGGCAACACUUCGCAACUUUCCCAUGGUGCAUCCUCUCUACAAGCUGUUGGGGCCUCAUUUCCGUUUCACUCUGGAGAUCGACACUCUGGCUCGUCAGCUGCUGCUCUCUGAUGGAGGAUCACUGAAAGAGUACACGGCGGUGGGCGGAGCCGCCACAUUGGACUUCCUAAGGAGGGCGUCGGCCUCACUCACCUAUCGUGACCUUUGUUUACCAGAUGACAUCACUGGGCGUGGCCUGGACUCCAUUCCUGGUUAUUAUUACCGUGACGAUGGCCUGCGGCUGUGGGACAUCAUCCACAGGUACGUAGGGGGCGUGGUCAGCUACUACUACCGCAGCAACAAUGACGUCACCAGAGACUCAGAGCUGCAGAGCUGGAUCAAUGAGAUUGUUGUGUUCGGUCGCCUAGGAGACGAGAAGAAAGGUUUCCCCAAAUCCUUCUCUUCAGUGCCGGAGCUGACGUACUUCGUUACCAUGGUGAUCUUCAAUGCAUCAGCGCAGCACACCGCUGUUAACAACGCACAGCUGGAUUAUUUCGGGUGGAUGCCGAACGCUCCUGUGGGUCUGCAGCGUCCUCCUCCGGCCUGCAGGGGGCGCUGCAGCGAGCGCAGCCUGCUGGACAGUUUUCCUGACGUGAACUCCACCGUGCACGGCCUCGCCACCGUCUACCUGCUCAGCAAGAAACCUGCAGACUUCGGCCCAGGUCUGAUAGCACUUUCCUACUAUGUCCAGCUGUUGCUGUCGUCCUUGUUCAGUUGGAGACAGCAGAACAAGGUCAUCAGCAUAAAGCAGAGACUUCACCUCUAUAUCGAGGAGGGAGAGGCCAGGAGCAGCACACUGAUCCAGCUGUUCGUCUGGGCGGCUCAGCUCAGCAGCUCUUCACAGAGAGCGUUCCCAUGGAGAUGGCGGCCCAUUUCUGUAGCGACCUGAAACGUCUCAGCUGUGACAUCACAGCGAGGAACGUCGGCCUGACGCUGCCGUACGUCUACCUGGACCCCGCCACCGUGGAGGACAGCGUGACGCGCUGACGCUACAGCUAGCACAGUCUGCAUCAUGAGUUAGCUUAGCAUCUGUAGCUUCACAGUGUUUCAUCAGACUUAUUUAUUUAUUUCUGAUUUAAAUGAACAAUUUAGAAAAUGCUUUUAUUAGGCCGAGUUGAUGUGUUGACAAACAUGCUCACAGUUUAAAUCUCUACAUUAUUUGUCCUGUGGGAACUUGAUUAUAUUGAUUGUAACUUUUGUUCACUUUGUUUCCGUCGGGAAUUUUUCGGUAUUUUCAGCUUUCAAUUAAUUUCGCAAUUUCAAUCCAAAUUUAGGCGAAUCUUUUUAAAUCAGAGUUUGUCUGUCUGGUGUGUUGUUAUUUUCCAGUUGUGGAAGAAGUAUUUAGAUCCUUUACUUCACUUUAGACUGCAGAGUAACUAAAGCUGUCAGACAAACGCAGUAAAAAGUCCAGUAUUUGCCUCUGAGAUGUGGCGGAGUGGAAGUAGGAAGAUGCAUAAAAUGGACUGAGGACUGAAAACACUUCUGCCACCUCCAAACAAACAAACAAACAAACAAAAACAACACUUGAUUUCUAUAUUUACAGUUAAUUUCCCAUUUAAAGAAGCUUUAACUGACAUCAGUCAGCGUUACGGCUGUAAUCACAGAGCUCUGUUUCAGGAAAUACAGCAUUAUGAAAUGAUAAAGUAUCAAGUCUCUCUCUAAAAGGAUGUGAUUUAUGAUUACUGCAUUAGUAGCCUGUUGCAGCAAUUUAUUCAGCUUUCAAAUACUAUGUCUUAUUUCGUUGUACUCGCAUUGUGAUUAAAAUCACACCAAAUAAAUGGAAAGCAAAAUAAAUUACAUGAAUCAAAAACAAAAACUGAUUUCUUGUUUUUUAUUUUCACCUGUUUGAGUUUAGACCCACGACGGCUAAUCAGCGGUUCAACUUCCGGUUCCAACUCUCGAAUUACCAGGUGAAUCCAGGUGUCGGGAGCUUUUUUCAGGCUCAGGUGUGGCGGCGGCUUUCACCGGCUUCCAGCAGCUUCCAGCCGCUCUUCGGUCGCGCUCGGCGGGCAGAGAGAAGCGGAGUAGACCGGGUCGGCAGCUCCCGAACGGACGA
Molecule: messenger RNA, 3714 nt
Organism: Siniperca chuatsi (mandarin fish)
Lineage: Eukaryota; Metazoa; Chordata; Actinopteri; Centrarchiformes; Sinipercidae
Product: polyunsaturated fatty acid lipoxygenase ALOX15B-like
Exons: 17
Coding region: 433-2547 (704 amino acids)
Biological process (GO): lipid oxidation; linoleic acid metabolic process
Molecular function (GO): iron ion binding; protein binding; oxidoreductase activity, acting on single donors with incorporation of molecular oxygen, incorporation of two atoms of oxygen
Source: RefSeq, a predicted model, not a curated record